Messenger RNA from Salarias fasciatus (jewelled blenny), 1715 nucleotides. Its product is annotated as putative protein MSS51 homolog, mitochondrial. Lineage: Eukaryota; Metazoa; Chordata; Actinopteri; Blenniiformes; Blenniidae. The record is from RefSeq and is a predicted model, not a curated record. The transcript has 7 exons. The coding region runs from base 387 to 1685 and encodes 432 amino acids.
CCUACCCCUCCCUUCACCCCACCCUCCUCUAAAUCUUCUACUAAAAAGAGUGUCCACGCUGUGCUUUCCACUCCUCUUUCUCAUCUGCUCCCACCUUCUUUUGGGGGCAAAUGCCUCCCCCUCCUCCCCUCCUCUCCUCCCCCCCAUCCUGUCAAGCUCCCUCUCCCACUUAGUGGUCUCCCCUCUUAACCUCAGAUUACAGGGCCGCUCUCUGAGGUGGUGGGGGUUACAGACGUCCAGUCCAAACACUGGCAGGGCUCCAUGGAAGAGGUUCUCACAUCCAGCAUAAGGAGCCGUCACUCACUCUCUUUAUCCCGUAUCGAGAACCAAGAAAAUCAUCCAGAAGGCGCCCCGGCUCAUCUGAAAGCGAAGGUCAGAGUCGUAACAUGGCGUCCCAGGUCCCGGCGCUGCCCGAGUCCUUCGCCCCGGGGGCGGACACCGUCUUCUCCGACCAGUCGGGCUUUCACUCCCUGGACUCAAACGUGCCCGGCCUGUCUCAGGUGAUCCUCGACAAGCUCAACAUGAAGGACUAUGGAGAAUACAGGUCGGCGGUGGAGGGGAAGGUUCGGGGAAUCUCGUUCCGUAACUACAAGGAGAUGUUCCAGAAGAUGGAGGAAACCUUCAAGUUCUGCACCGGCUGCAGCCGACUCCCCGGCCAGCUGGGCGAGGGCCAGAGCCUGAAGCGCUGUGUGAAGUGUUUGAAUGUCUAUUACUGCACAAAGGACUGUCAGAAAAAGGAUUGGCCCCUGCACAAAAAGUUCUGCAAAUCGCUGCGGCUGGUGGCCAUCGACAGACUGGUGGAGUGGCUGAUGUUCACUGGAGAUCUCCCGUUCUCCACUGAGAAAUGGUCCAGGUCGGCCGCCGAGGUCAGGAGCUGGGACGACUGGCUCCCCAUGCAGGGCGACCUGGCGCCGCGUCUGGACGCCAUCGCGUCCGGCGCCGGCAUGGCCAACCUCUGGAAGAACGCCUCCAGGCCGAGGCCGGACGACGGCGACCUCCGGCAGUCGCUGUGGCGGAUCCAGAGCGAGUUCCUCUCCCGGGUCCUCACGGUGGGGAUGGCCGUGCGGCAGUUCGGCCUCGACCCGUACGCCAAGCCGCUCACCGUCCACCUGGCGGGAGCGUCCCACAACGAGACCAUGGGCGCCAGGCUGACGGACUACGACGAGCUGAACCGCAUGUUUCCCGGGCACCAGGGCGUGGAGGUGGUGAUGGUGGGGCCCGAGGUGGUGCACGGCCCCAUCGUGAGACCCCCCCUCACGGCGUUCGGCCCCCGGCAGAGAGUUUACAUCAGUGCCUACAAAGACCUGUACCAUCAGUUCUGGGAGGACGUGGUGGAGAAAGGCAGAGCGGCCAGGCCGGACCUGGUGGUCGGAUUUCAUCCUGGGUUUCAUGCUAACCAGGGUCUCGUCGAAGGCUGGCUGCCCACUCUUCUGCUGCUCAGAGACUACAACAUCCCCUCCUUUUUCACCAUGUACAAUGAGAUGGAGCUCAAACACUCGCUGCAGAUCCUGCUGGAGCUGGAGAUGCACAUCAGGGACAGCGGGUCCAAUCCGUUCUCCUCGCAGAAACCCGAGCAGGUCCAGGCCUGUCCCAACAAGCCUCCGGUCUACUGCAACUCCCACUACGUCCGUUUCCAGGGACUGCUGCCCUGCGAGGACUUUGAGGGGCCGGCGGCCGACAGCUAACGGCUCAUCAUCAACCAUGAUGGACAACCA